AUGCGAACGUAUCCUUUGCUUCUAGUAGCUGCUACCACCCUAUCUGCCUAUGCUGAUACGUCGUCAACAAGAUCGAGUUCGACAUUGGAGCGACCAGUAUUGUCUCAUCAGCACGCCCCCCAGCGGAUUCUGCGAGAUGGGGCGGAAACAGCCGAAGAGGAGAGGAUGCCGAAUAUAGGAGAGGCAUUCGUUGAAUCCAUAUCGGAAAAAGUAAGUGAAGGAACACUGACAAAACUCACUGACGGACUAUCGGCCAAACCCGCUGAAGCACUUCUGUCGCCUUCCAUUUUUGAGAAGUAUAAGAAGUUCUUGCCUCCAAAGAAAUCUGAAGAGGAUGUCGUUGAUCUACUGAACAACAAGAUUUUUAUAAAUUUUGUUAACCAAGUCCGGAAAAACGAGAAAAUUACCAAGCCAGAAAAAUUCAUCGCGAAAUUUUUGGCGGAACAUUACUCUGACGAUGCUUUUUUGGCGAUGCUUAAAACAACCCCAGAGCAUUCGGCCAAACAAAAUAAACUUGCGACCAGAUUACAAGAUGAGUGGAUACAACUAACGGUCGAAAAAGCGGGGCCACCAAACGACGAUGCGAUCAACCAUGUGCGCGAGCUUCUAAUUCCUGAUAACAACUUGCUAAGCUCCACACGUUUCAAAGCGUAUGUCGAGCUUUUGGAACGUAAAGGAACUUCAAGGCCAGAUUUAUUUGAUCAUCGAUUGAUGAUAAAGUUGGUUUUUCGUUACGAUGAAGAUUAUGCUGCCCUUUCGGAGAUGCUGCAAAAGUCUACAGAGGUUGAAGCUACGAAAGAUCUCGCGACACGUAUACGCAAAGAGUUUGUAGACUUGUAUCCCAAGUUGGGACUAACCCCCUCUGAUUUGUUUGAUUUCCUUUACCUCAAUAAAGACAUUGAUGGCACGGUGCUAAACAACCCUUUUUUUAACUUGUGGGCCAAAAGUGUGAGAAAACAACCUGAAGUGAAUGGUAAGCCGACGGAACAAUAUGCGGAGAUGGCAAAAAUUCUGGUCGAAAAAUUCGGGAAGAAAACACUAAAGCAAAUGCUGAAAGUGACCCCGAAGGACAAUGAAACGAAAGAAAUUGCAAAAGGUCUAAGGUCUGAAUUGGGAAUGUUGUCAACAUUUGAGAAAUUAUACAAACGAAUAAGCGGAUCAUGA
Messenger RNA from Peronospora farinosa, 1164 nucleotides. The record is from the annotation of a GenBank genome assembly. Lineage: Eukaryota; Oomycota; Peronosporomycetes; Peronosporales; Peronosporaceae.